GAAAAUACAAGUCUACUGCUGUCUAUAAUAUGCUUGUAUAAUUUGUGUAUAUAAACAGUAUAGACACUUAAUCCCAAAGAUGGACAAAGAUUUGACUGUUUUGUAUUACAGGUUGGUCUGGGACAGUAUCCCUUACCUUCAGACUUUAGAGACACCCUCCCUCUAAUCAUAUUGGUCGAAGACACACACAAGAACCUCCCCCCUGAACAAGAGCCAAGAUCAUGCACAUGCAGACAACACAACAGAUGUUAAACUCCAAAGUACACGUCCAGCUUACAAACAUCUGCUUUACUCUCUCCUGGCAAUGUGGUGCAGUCGUGUGGCGCUGUGUCGGCUUCAACGGAUCACCGUUACUCCACUGAAUAUCACUAGAGGUCUAACAGGCAAUGUGCAGAGGGAAAUGUCUAACCUACCACGGGUGUAUGUCGCCCGCCAGAUCCCACCUGAGGGUCUGAAGAUCCUCCGUGAAUCUGGACAGGUGCAGUUUGAGCUUUGGGACUCAGACGAUGUCCCUGUGCCCAGGAAGGAGUUGCUUCAGAAGGUCAGAGGCGUUGACGGUCUGCUCUGUGUGCUGACCGAGAAGAUUGAUGCAGAACUUUUAGACGCUGCAGGUCCAAACCUGAAGGUCCUUAGUACUAUGUCAGUGGGUUUUGACCAUCUUUCUUUGGAGGAACUGAAGAAAAGAGGAAUCCGUGUUGGUUAUACCCCAGAUGUUCUGACAGAUGCUGUGGCAGAGCUGACAGUAGCUCUGCUGCUCACAACCUCCAGGAGGCUCAUAGAGGCCACACAUGAAGCCAAGACUGGUGGCUGGGGGACAUGGAGAACUUUGUGGCUCUGUGGAUAUGAGCUGGCCAACAGCACUGUGGGUAUUCUUGGCCUAGGAAGGAUCGGUGUGGCGAUCGCUGAGCGUCUGGCACCUUUCAAAGUAAAGAAGUUCAUCUACACAGACAUGGCCCCCAGGCCUGAGCUGGCCAGUGCCAUCAAUGCAGAGUAUGUAUCUUUGGAUGAGCUGGCAAUGCAGUCAGAUUUCCUAGCUGUAUGCUGUGCUUUAACACCGGAAACAAAGGAGAUCUGCAACAAGGACCUGUUCUCCAAAAUGAAAAAUACCUCCAUCUUUAUCAACACAAGCAGAGGUGGUGUAGUGAACCAAGAAGACCUAUAUGAGGCUCUAUCUACUGGUCAGAUUGCAGCAGCUGGACUGGAUGUCACUGUCCCUGAGCCCCUUCCAACCAGCCACCCACUCUUUACCCAGAAAAACUGUGUGAUUCUACCACAUAUUGCUAGUGCCUCCUACACCACCCGUAAUGCCAUGUCUGCCCUGGCAGCUAACAACCUCCUCCUUGGUCUGCGGGGUGAGCCAAUGAUCAAAGAGUUGAAGCUGUGAGAAGAAACCAGUGCCACUCGGAGAACUGGACCAUUAGUUCAACUUGCAUAAUUAUUUUGUAAAGGUAA
This is a messenger RNA of Monopterus albus (swamp eel), 1452 nucleotides long. It is a transcript of the gene grhprb, whose product is annotated as glyoxylate reductase/hydroxypyruvate reductase b. Gene Ontology annotation, molecular function: NAD binding; glyoxylate reductase (NADPH) activity; hydroxypyruvate reductase (NADH) activity. Gene Ontology annotation, cellular component: cytosol. Bases 305 to 1384 code for a protein of 359 amino acids. The record is from RefSeq and is a predicted model, not a curated record. Lineage: Eukaryota; Metazoa; Chordata; Actinopteri; Synbranchiformes; Synbranchidae. The transcript has 9 exons.